AGCAGGAACAUCAACAAAUUGCUGAACAACUGCAAGAUGUCCGUCAACACCGCACACGCACAGUUUGGAGGUGUUCUGAUCUUUUCAGGCGAAAGGAUUCUUGUUUAUUGUGAUGGCGUCGAGAUGGGCUUUGAUUGUAAAGACCUGGCUCAUUUCAAGGGGAACAAGAAGGGAAGGAUUUACUUAACAACACAUAGGGUUAUCUUCACCAAUAAAAAAACAGAUGACAUGCUCCAGUCCUUCAGUAUGCCGUUCUACUGUAUGCGAGAGGUGGAACUAGAACAACCGGUAUUUGGAGCAAAUUACAUCAAAGGGAAAAUUAAUCCAGAGAAUAAUGGCUGGAUGGGAGACUGCAGAUUCAAGCUCUGGUUUACAAGUGGUGGGGCCAUAGAGUUUGGUACAGCAAUGUUGAAGGCUGGUCAACUAGCCUCCAGGAAUUUUCGCCACCAACCUCCAGCAUACACUCCCCCCCAGGGUCCAGUGUAUCAGGCCCCACCCCCAGCCUAUACUCCACCACAGGGAAACUAUGGUUGGGUACCCUACCAAACAUUCCCAUCAGCCCCACCACCUGAGUAUGUGUACACUACAGAUGCCCCACCUCCAUACCCAGGGGUAGACCCCUCAUGCCCUUCCUAUCCUCCACCCCAGACCAAUGGCACAGCUGCAGAUUUGAAAGCCCAGGAGGCUGCUGGAGGAGCUUAUUACAACCCUUCCAACCCUCACAAUGUGUACGUACCCAACAACGGGGCCCCUCCCUACCAGAACCCUCCAUACGGUGCACCUCAGUAUGGAGCCCCACCCCCAUCAUAUUCUGAAGCAUCUAAGAAGAACAACUGAUGAGGACCUUUACUCUGUAGACUGUAAUUCAUAUGUACCCGGUAUAUUAUGACCUAAACUUUCCCGCUUUAAGUUCAAAAACUUUCUGAAGUUUUGAUUUAAAUUAAGGAUAUAUGUCACAUUACUGAAGUAAUGUUUCUUUUUACCAAAAAUGUUUCAUUCCAACUUAAUUUUAUUAGGUCAUCUUACCUGAAUGGUCAGGAUGACCUAUAGCCUUCGUGUUUCGUCAGCCGUCUUCCGCCAUACAUAAACUUUCCAUUCAAAUUACUACAUCUCGAUAACCAGAAGGCUCAGGGUACUGAUAUUGAACCCAUAGCAUGAUGAAAUUAAUGCUGCCAAGUUUGUUAAUAUGAAUGACCUUUACCCUCUUUCAAUAUAACAGGGGUCAAAUUUGUAAAAAUCUUUAAAACAACUUCUUCUCAGUAGCCAAACUUUCAGGGAACUGAAGCAUGAUUGGGUGAAGGGCUACCAAGUUUGUUAAUAUGAAUGACUUUUACCCACUUUCAAGGUCACAUGGGUAUAAUAUUGAAAUCUUUAGACAACUUCUUCUCAAUAACCGAAAGGCCCAGGUUGCAGAUAUAGGGCCUGAAGCAUUGUUUUUCAACAAAAAAUGUGUGCGGAGUAACGGCAUUAGUGUACAUUUGUUUACGAUUUCAAGUUUGCAGAAAUGUCAUUAUGAACUAACCAAUGUCUUUAUGUAAGCUGUUGUGUAGUUGAGCAAUUUGUUUUAGGCCUAUUUGGCCUCUUUCAUACAUAGGUCUUUAUAGUCAGAUGACCCUUAAGACCCAUGGGCCUCUUGUUUUUUCCAAGAUGAUUUGUUUUUUUCUUAUUUAAGGAUAUUUGCUGCUACACUGAUGUAUAUUCAUUUUCUUCCAAGACUGUCCUAUACCAGGAAACUUAGCUGUAGUGCAGUGUAGCAUGAAUUUUUUAUUUAUCUAAUUUAAAUAAAGCCUGUAUUUUGAAAAAAGUCUGAAAUAUAUUGAUUUAUCUAAUUUAAAUAAAGCCUGUAUUUUGAAAAAAAGUCUGAAAUAUAUUGAAAUUAAGUUAAUGCCACUUUUUGGUUGAAAUCAUGUUUCGAUGAAAAAAUGUUAUCCCUAAAUAAUCUAUGUAAAUGAAAAUGUGGUAAAUUGAUUCAGUGUUUCUUAAUACAUGUAUAUCACUUCAUGUUAUCUUUUAUCAUGGGAGAAAAAAUUUUGGUAGAUGAUUGACAAAGAUUGUGAUAACCAGGAAAGGGAUGGCUUAAGUUAGGUUUACCUAAUACAGUAACAUUAAAUGAUGGAUACAUUUGGUAGGUAAGAGGCCUAGACCAAAUGUGUAGCCAUGUAUAGGCUAUAAAUAUAUAUAGCUGGAUUAAGUUUAAACAAUGUGAAACGGAUAUGCAAAUGAUCUAGUCUGUGCUAUCCGAUAAUUUAUGUUUUAAUGACUCAUCAGACAUAAAACCAAUGCAAGCAGUAUGUAUUACAAGGAUUUAAAUCAUGAUUCCUUAAAAGGACAUGUUUCCUGUACACAACACAAGAUGUGCAGGAAUUUCACCAACUGCACACAGAACCAAUCAAAUAGAAAAUGACCACUUCUGUACCUUAUUAAGGAACUAUAUACAUCUGUGCUGAUACAAUGUCAAAAACUUCUCUAACAACUGAUCCCAGAAAAAAUUAUACUGUGUGCUUAAAAAAGAGUGUUGUUUUAAUGAUAAUACCUGAAUGUAUUGUAUUUAAAGAAAAGCUGUCAUCAUUUGUUUUUUAAUAUAUAUAUAUUGUAACCAGAUCUUCAUAAAGAAGGGUUUUAUCAUGCAGCAUCUGAUGAAAUUUCAUAAUCCAAACAAAUUUAUAUAUUGUGAUAUUAUUAAAAAAAAAUUGUAAUUCAAAAUAUUUGAGUUCAUCAUUCUGGUGACUAUUUUUGUUAACACUUCACUGCAAAACUUAAAACUUGUACCUUAAACUCCUUGUACAAAUGAACCAAAUCAGUUGACAGAUGUAUGUCAACAACAACAUUGAUUACAGGAAAUGUAUUCUGAAGAGAACAUACAACGGAGAGGCAUACAUGUUAAUGUUAUUGAAGUAGUGUAUAGAGUAUGGUAUUAUUGUCCUAUAAGACAUUCAUUGAAUGUUAGCUGCAUAUUACAAAGAAAUAAACAAAGAAAGGUUGAUUUACUUUAGCUGAAGAGAGAAACCACAUUAAUAUCUAUUUAACACCUGAUAUAAGAAUUUCAAUAAUGACACAAGAGUAAGAAGUUCACUUGUGGUUUUAUCGAUUGCUGAGAACGUGUCAUUUAAUAUCACAAUACUUUUAAUGUCAUUUUUACAUUUUACUAAUGGAAAGUGACUUCAAUAGAUUUUGCUUGUCUUCAAGUAUGUAGUGAUAAGUUUCUUUUAUAGUAACAAAGUUAGGUGUGUAUCAAAGUAAUUUUGACAUGUAUGCAAACAGGAAUGCAUAGGGGUUGCUGGGGGCUGAAGCUGUCAACUCAGGAUCCAGGGCUGAUGUCUUGGUAGAGGGUUUGGGGUGGGGGCGUAUCCCCCCAAAGCUGGAAAGAAAAUAAAAAUAAUUUGAGGAAUCAUUUUUAUCAGUUUGCAAUGAUAUGUGUGCAGCUGCAUAUUUAUGUAAAGACAGCUUACUGGUACAUGUCAGGAUCAAGUUUUGCUGCCGAUUUCACAGAUCUGUGGAAAUUGAUUAUAUAUGAUUGGUUUGCAGGGGCAGUUUUCACAGAUCUGUAGAAACUGUUUAUUUCAUAGAACUUUGGAAAUAGCAAUGUGUUGGUACAGUAUGUUUACAAUAAAUAUCAUGGUAAUGAUAUACAUGUAUAGCAUUCUGUUUGUACAUAUAUAUUCAAAUUAUCAUUUUUACCAAUGUAUAGUGUGUUGUUUCAUUAAUGAUUUUACAUACUAGUGUAUAUAUUUUGUGACUUUUCCAUAAGGAAGAGGUGGCAGAUUUUUCAUCGUGAGUAAAAUUUUAUCCAAACAUCAAAAUUAGAUCAUAUGCAUUAUGGUUAUUUUAUAACGUAUAUAUGUUUGCAGUGCUGUAACUGUAAUCAGUCUAUCCUGUGAUGUACAUAUUGUGUUAGAGCACUCGUUACCAUGGUGAUAUUUGGUACUCCGAUAAUUUAGUCAGGCAUAUAUACUUUCCCUCUGGUACUCACCGAUGCAUUUUCAGAAUCCUUUAUAGCAUUAUUUACGAUACACAAAAUUUUUUUAAAUAAGUGUUCUGAACUCCCAAGAAAAAAAUCCUGUACAAAGAUAACUGGCAAGGAAUGAUGAUUAACAAAGCUGUAAUGUAGGUAAAGAACAGAAUUGUUUUUGAUGUGAUACAAUAUGUGUCGUGUUUAUAAACCCAUAUGAUGGUCAUGCGAGGGCUAAAGACGGAAAAAUUGGGUUUGUAGGAUCUGUAGAUAUUUCUGUAUGUCACUAUAAAGGAAGACUGGUAAAUGACUCAGCAUUACAAUUGUACAAACUAUACUCACAUCGUUGUUUUAUUUCUAUGUCAAAAUAAAUAUAUGUGAAGGC
This is a messenger RNA of Ylistrum balloti, 4334 nucleotides long. RefSeq names its product WW domain-binding protein 2-like. The coding region runs from base 37 to 837 and encodes 266 amino acids. NCBI's taxonomy places the organism in Eukaryota, Metazoa, Mollusca, Bivalvia, Pectinida, Pectinidae. Gene Ontology annotation, molecular function: chromatin DNA binding; transcription coactivator activity. The transcript has 7 exons. The record is from RefSeq and is a predicted model, not a curated record. Gene Ontology annotation, cellular component: nucleus. Gene Ontology annotation, biological process: positive regulation of DNA-templated transcription.